UCCUCGCACAGCCCGCUGAUUGUGUAUGUGUGUGAGGGGGGUACCAGUAAACACAGCAGUGCUGCUGCAGAGAAACUCCAAAAAGCUUCAUCAUUGUGAGCGAGGGGAGUUUUCCCCCUCUUUUUUUGUUUUUAUUUUUUUUUUUAUCUUUUAUUGGAUCAACAUUUAAUUUUUCCUAGCCUGGAUUGGAUUAUUAUUUUCCGAUUGUGAGCCCAAAUGUAAAAGGAUACCUGUUACUUUCAUUUUUAUUUUUGGGUUGAUUAGAGAGAACACCAUCCCAGGUGUGAGGAGGGCACAGCAUGCAUGAGAGCCUGGGCCCUAAAGGAUAAGCAACUCGCCCCUUUUAUGCCUCGUACAGAAGACGAGAGUACUGGCUGUCUGCUUUGGGAAAAGGAGCUAGAGCCCUGGAUUAAUGUGUGUACAGGAUUCUGGGUUACCUGAAGACGUGGACUACACAAGUGAGCAGACCUGGAUUGAAUCUGUGGCAGAGGGGAUUGGCAUGGCUCAGACCGGCUUUGUGUCAACUCAUCAUGCUUGCCAGGCCUGAUGGCAGAAAGGAGCCUUUCCUAAAGCUCACACUGACCACACUGACCACGGAUCACUAUACAACACAAGAAAUCUAAUUUUGCCGCUAUGGCUGUUGAGCCCAACAACUGCACCAGCCAUUAGGAUUUUUAAUAUUACUCGAGAGUGCAUGCUUUUUAGUGAGUGUGGAUGCUUUUUAUGCAGGCUUAUCUGCCAUGGUAAAGGCAUUGAAAACAUGAGUCUUUGACAACACAGAGGAGGUCAUCGUCCACACAAGGAUCAGCUCAGCAAAUACUGACCAGGUCAGGAUAUCACAAGAAACCCAUUGGACAAACUUUUCCUUUCAGAGAGGAUAAGAGCAAAUUCAAGAGGAAAUCUUGAUUGGAUUUUUGGUGCCUGGAAAGGAUUUACCACCUCAUCUAAACCAGGGCCUCUUCAGUGUUAAGACUGCCAGAAACACACCUCCAAGAUGGUGCAUCAGUGCAAGUCCUUUAUCCUCUUCCUCAUCAGGAUUGGAUUACUGCUUGGUCUUGCCAACCCCUUGGUCACCUCUGCUUCGUGUCCCUCAGCCUGUCGCUGUGAUGGGACUUUCAUAUACUGUAAUGACCGAGCUCUGACUUCCAUUCCUAUUGGUAUCCCAAAGGAUGCUACUGUGCUCUUUCUGCAAAACAAUCGCAUCAAGAGUUCAGGCAUUCCUGCAGAGCUCCGUAGACUUACUAAUGUGGAGAAGAUCUAUCUUUACUGCAACAAUCUGGAUGAGUUUCCAAAUAAUCUUCCUCUUGGGCUAAAAGAGCUCCACCUGCAGGAGAACAACAUUCGGAUGAUUACCCAUGCUUCUUUAGCCCAGAUUCCCUACAUUGAGGAACUGCACCUGGAUGAUAACUCUGUAUCAGCUGUCAGCAUAGAGGAGGGGGCCUUCAGGGACAGUAAUCACCUCAGACUGCUUUUUCUCUCCAGAAAUCACCUAAGCACCAUCCCCUCUGGCUUACCCAUGAGCAUUGAGGAGCUGCGUUUUGAUGACAACCGCAUCUCCUCCAUCUCAGAGCAAUCGCUGCAAGAUCUCAUUAACCUGAAACGACUAAUCCUGGAUGGUAACCUGCUCAACAACCGUGGGAUUGGGGAGAUGGCUUUCAUCAACCUGAUCAACCUGACAGAGCUUUCACUCGUAAGGAACUCUCUGACAUCCCCGCCAGCCAACUUGCCAGGCACCAGUUUGGAAAAACUGCAACUACAAGAUAAUCACAUAAAUCGGGUCCCACCUGGGGCUUUCGCCUUCCUUAGGCAGCUGUAUCGUCUGGACCUGUCUGGUAACAACCUGAGCAGCCUCCCACAUGGUGUGUUUGAAGAUCUGGACAAUCUCACUCAGCUCCUGCUACGCAACAACCCCUGGCAAUGCACUUGCAGGAUGAAAUGGGUGCGUGACUGGCUGAGGUCGUUACCAUCAAAGGUGAAUGUACGUGGCUUCAUGUGCCAGGGUCCCGAUAAGGUCAAAGGCAUGGCAAUUAAAGAUCUAACAACAGACAUGUUUGACUGCUCAGACUCAGAACUCUUUUCCACAUACGAGACAAGCACAGUCUCCAACACGUUACGCCCAUCACAGUCCCUGUGGCCCUCAUUUGUCACUAGAAGGCCCGUGGUAAAAGGGCCUGACAUCAGUAAGAAUUACCACAGCACUACCACCUCUUCAGGCAGAAAGAUCAUCACCAUCAGCGUGAAGUCAAGUAGCGCAGACGCAAUACACAUAUCAUGGAGGGUGUCACAACCCAUGACUGCCCUACGGCUCAGCUGGUUAAAGCUGGGACACAGCCCUGCCUUUGGCUCCAUCACUGAGACCAUAGUGCAGGGGGAGAAGACUGAAUAUCUGCUCACUGCACUGGAACCAGACUCCUCCUACAGAAUAUGCAUGGUUCCCAUGGAGACCAGCAACAGUUACCUGUCAGACGAGACCCCUGUUUGCAUCGAGACAGAGACCGGCUCUCACAAAUCAUACAACCCAACUACAACUUUAAAUAGAGAGCAGGAGAAAGAGCCUUACAAAAAUUCCAGUCUGCCUUUGGCUGCUAUUAUUGGAGGAGCUGUGGCCCUUUUGGCAAUAAUCAUGUUGGCACUGGUGUGCUGGUAUGUUCACAGGAAUGGUUCACUUUUUUCAAGGAACUGCACCUAUAACAAAGGUCGUCGGAGAAAGGAUGACUAUGCUGAGGCUGGCACUAAAAAGGACAACUCCAUCCUAGAAAUAAGAGAAACUUCUUUUCAAAUGAUACCUAUAAACCACCUGCCUGUGUCCAAGGAGGAGUUUGUGAUACACACGAUUUUCCCACCUAAUGGCUUGAGUUUAUACAAAAGUCCACAUACCGAGAACAGCAUUAACAACAGGAGCUACAGAGACAGUGGAAUACCAGAUUCAGACCAUUCCCAUUCAUGAUAUUACACACGGACAUUCGUGAUGAGUGUGUGACUGAAACAGAGUGGCAAGACUUUUACAAAACACUGGAUCUAUAAGACUAAGGAAGCAAUGUUCUGUACAUUUGCCAUAUAAUUUAUAUUUAAGGACAUUUUAUGAAGAUGGAGAACGUUCCAGUUGCAGGCCAUCACUGAACCAUCAGUGGGUAACUAACUGCAAUUCUAUAUUUUAGAGAUUUGUAGUAAUUUGUACUGUAUUUCCUUUGCUUAAGGUUAUCGACCAACAAAAGAAACUCUGUGUUCUAUUAAGAUAUGAUGACUUGUCAACUGUGAAAGUGGGUUUUCAUUGCUGUGUUGAACAAUCAGACUUUAGAAAACCUUGUAGUAUAAGCACAGGUCAUUCUUUUAACUUUGUGGCUGUUAGAAAAACAAAAAGGCAAAAAAAUGACAAGGCAGUAAAAACUAAGGCACAGAUGAUAAACUAAUUCACAAAGCAGGCAUGAUGCCCUCUAAAAGAAUGAGCAGUCAGUAGCCAUCUCCACAUGCUAUGGACCAAGAAUUAUACUCUAGUAUUCACGUAAUGUGGGGGUUUGAAUGACUAAAAAAAUGAGGUGCCAUGAUUUUUAUUUCUGCUUUGCUCAGUAUGUUAUUUUGUUCCAUUUGCAAGAAAACAAAACAACGCAAAGCAGGGUUUCAAUGUUUCUGAUAGAAUUAUAGGCCACAGCACAGGGCAGAUAAAGCACACCAACCUUAAGGAGCUCUCUGCUUCUCAAAACAAGUAGACAGGUCAGGCUGACACAGAGGACCCCCCACCAACUAUAUUUGUACAAGCCAACAAUGGCCAAAUAACAAUGGCAAGAUCUUUUUAGUACCGUGUACCAUACAUCAUUUUAGUCAUUAUGCCAAAAAAAAAAAAACUAAACGUGCUGGCUUUCAUCAGAAUUA
Melanotaenia boesemani (Boeseman's rainbowfish) is the source of this 3870-nucleotide messenger RNA. It is a transcript of the gene flrt3, whose product is annotated as fibronectin leucine rich transmembrane 3. NCBI's taxonomy places the organism in Eukaryota, Metazoa, Chordata, Actinopteri, Atheriniformes, Melanotaeniidae. Bases 995 to 2947 code for a protein of 650 amino acids. Gene Ontology annotation, molecular function: protein binding. The transcript has 3 exons. The record is from RefSeq and is a predicted model, not a curated record.